This is a messenger RNA of Episyrphus balteatus (marmalade hoverfly), 3162 nucleotides long. RefSeq names its product adhesion G-protein coupled receptor G2-like. The record is from RefSeq and is a predicted model, not a curated record. Gene Ontology annotation, molecular function: G protein-coupled receptor activity. NCBI's taxonomy places the organism in Eukaryota, Metazoa, Arthropoda, Insecta, Diptera, Syrphidae. Bases 715 to 2997 code for a protein of 760 amino acids. Gene Ontology annotation, cellular component: membrane. Gene Ontology annotation, biological process: cell surface receptor signaling pathway; G protein-coupled receptor signaling pathway. The transcript has a single exon.
UUUCGUAAGACAGUCAUUGGGAAAAAGCUCGUUUGGUGAUUCAGUGUCAAUAUAAUGAGAUUGAAUGGAGUUUGUUUAUUUUGCAAAAGCUUGCUACUGGAUACGGAUAUUAAUUUCUCACCCAGUUUUUAUGCUUCUCAGAUAAUUUUAGUCUGAUGAUCGAGUCCACAAUCGAAAGUUCACUUGUUUUUCUGAUCAAUACUUGGUACACCAACAAUAAUAGCAUCACUAUCACACAUCUGAUCUUUUUCCUUUUUAAAAGUUGGUAAAUGAUGACCUCUUAUUCUUUGAAGAAAUUCAUACUUUUUCGUGAGUAUCUUAUUUAUUAACUGUACUGUAUCAAACACUUUCACUACUUUUUUUUAGUUCCAUCCAAUUUAAUAGUUUUCAUCCCUGGAAAAUUUGUGUUCUUUCUCUUUAAGAUAUAAUUGUACUUUCACAAGCAUGACCAGCCCUCUUCCAGCGAAACGAGCAUUUGGUCAUAAUUCUUUGCAGAAAUACCUAAUCGUAAAAAAGGUGUUAUCAAUUAAUUAUCUAUAAAGCACUCACUCACCUAUAAUGCUUCCAACAUACGCAAAUAAAUAAACAAAACAACAAGACUCGCCUUGAAGCAGCUUUGCAACUAGAUAACAAUUUGGUCUAAAACAUUAUUAUGCCAACUAUAACAUCGCACAUUAUUCAAUUUAGUAUUCAUUUAGAUCUGAACGCCGCAACAUGUGGUGGUUUUCUGGAGUAAUUAUUACUGCCGCCGCGAGAAUUAGAUCGGGCAAUUUAUUAUUUACAAAAAUUCUAUUUAUUAUUUUUAUUAUUAUUCCGGUUGUAAAUUCAUUUGCUACAACUUCAGAAAGCUCUGAAUUAACAUCAUCAUCAAUAGAAGAUAAUUCUUUGUAUUCGAAAAGACGAGUCUGUCAACGAGAACCUUUUCGAAAUGCAACAUUAUUUUGGAAUGAAGCUGAAGUUGGAAAUGCUGCAAUUACAAAUAAACCAUGUCUACAAAGAAACGGACUUCCACUUACACGGAAAUGUAUUCUCAAUCAAAAUCUACAACCAUCUUGGGAAGAUAUUUCAACAAAGAAAGUUGAUUGCUUGGACUUGACGAGGGAGAAGCUUAUAACGAAUCUUUUGGUAAACUUAGAACGUGAAGCAUUUGGCGAGAAUAAAACAAAACCUGCUGAAGCUGUUAAACAAUUGAAAAGAAAUCUCAAGAUGAGGAAUAUCAAACUUAUUCCAACUGAUAUACAUUUUGCCUGUAGAAUAGUUAAACAAGCUGUUGAAAGAGCAAAAUCACCAGAUCUAUGUUUAGACUUGUUGGGAAUGUACAAUAGCUUGAUGGGAGCCGAUAGAGAAGUUCUAAGGGCUUCACAAAUCUUUAAUUCAACUAAUAAGCUUGUUGCAAGUUUUGAAGCUUGCAUUGAUGGAACCUAUAGAGAAAGAAGCGUUAAAAGGCUGCUUACAGAAGAUCGUAUCGAUAUGCUUGAGCUUCCUGAAUUGGGAGUGAGGGCACAUUUGGCCGAGAACUUGAGUGUUUUUCUUAUAGAUCCACAAAUUGCUAAUGUCUCUGGAAUAGCAUUAUACAAUCAAACAUCCAACGGGGGGGCUUCAAAGAUGUUUCGAGAGGAAUACGGUGACUUCUUUUAUCGCUUUCUGUACUCUAACGAAACUAUUGGCAAUCUUCUGAAAGAAAAAGGACUUCAAAUGGCAUCAUUUUUUCCUUAUGAUUUGUGGAAAAGUUUAACAAGAAACCUACCUCAACCUGGACGAGUCAUCAUAAAGGUGUACUCCAGUGAUGUUCUCUUCCUGGAACCUCGUCUCAAGACCGAUCGAAAAGUAUUUAGUAAAAUUGCUUCCUUAACCAUCCCAGGAGUCAGAGAAUCCUUUCCAGGACUUUUGCCAAUGAUAUUCCGAAAUAGUGGUCCCUAUGUCAAUCAUCCAGAAACUGGUUGUGGCUAUUGGAACUAUGAAACCUGGGUAAGUGAUGGCAUUGUUACACUCGAGAAGCAAGGCGAUCUAAUAGCUUGUGGAACCCAUCAUAUGACACAAUUUGCAUAUCUUAUCGGAGGAGACUAUCGUUAUGCAGAUUUUUCAGAAAGUAUCAUAAUAAACAAGCUUCAUUUGAGAGCUUUGGACAUGAUAACUCUCAUCGGUUGUACCCUCUCGACCAUGGGAUUGUUUGGAAUUUUCAUAACAAGUAUUAUCUUCAAGUCGUGGCGGGCGAAGGCAUCUUCAAAGGUUCUUCUUCAUUUGUGUACAGCAAUCAUAUGUCAAAUGGGAAUAUUUUGUUUUGUGAAUACCAACGACAUGACUCAACAUUUGAUAGAGAAUCGAGAUUAUAUUGGAUGUGUUGCAGUGGGAGCUCUUUUGCAGUAUUUUGUUUUGGUACAAUUCACUUGGAUGCUUUUGAUAGCAUUUUUCCAAUUUCAACGUUAUGUUCAGAUAUUCGGUUCUAGACCCAAGCAUUUUGUGUUGAAAUCAUCAUUUAUUGGCUGGGGACUUCCAAUUAUACCUCCAGCUAUUCUCAUAGCCGUGGACCGUUCAUCAUACAUUCCGGAUUUCAACUCAGAUAGUUCUUUGAUGUGCUAUCCAUCAGGGUAUGGUUUAAAUUUCGGUGUCAUUUUGCCAGUGACACUCAUAAUUGUGGCUAAUUUUAUAAUUUUCGUCAUGGUUAUAUUGAGUAUUAGACAUACCAUGGAAGCAUCUUCGAAACGAAGUGAGAAGAAGAAAAUUCUUCAACAAAUUCGACUUUUGGUAAUGAUGUUUUUCCUUUUUGGCUUCUCGUGGAUAUUUGGAAUUCUAGCUGCAAUGGGGGCUGGUUUGUUAUUUUCAUAUCUGUUUUGUAUCACUGCCACUUUGCAGGGAUUUGUUUUGUUUGUUUAUUUUGUUGUAUUGGAUCCGGCAACUAGAAAAUUGUGGUAUCAGUUGUGUGGGAAAGAAGAAGAUAAGUUAAGAGAAUCGGAGACGGUUAAGUUGAGAUCUGGAACAACUACAACGAGUGGGUAGAUGAGUUUUUCAUAAAUAAAAUAAAUGAAAUUAUAAAUAUCGAAUAUUUAAAACAAACAAACAAAAAUAUUUCAUUAUAAACUAUUUUUAUGUGUGUAUUCUAUUUUUAAGCAAAUCUGUGUUGUCUGAAGACUUUGAAAAUAAAAAGUUUUUAAUUUAUUUAAA